This is a messenger RNA of Topomyia yanbarensis, 687 nucleotides long. RefSeq lists its product as uncharacterized. NCBI's taxonomy places the organism in Eukaryota, Metazoa, Arthropoda, Insecta, Diptera, Culicidae. The transcript has a single exon. The coding region runs from base 1 to 687 and encodes 228 amino acids. The record is from RefSeq and is a predicted model, not a curated record. Gene Ontology annotation, molecular function: nucleic acid binding.
AUGCGCAACGAAGACUUUAAACAGUCGAUGGCCCGCGAAUGCGCUGACAGCGGGAUUCGCUGGCACUUUAACCCUCCGAAGGGUUCUCACUUUGGCGGCCUUUGGGAGGCAGCCAUAAAUUCCGCGCAGAAACAUUUCAUCCGUGUUCUGGGUGACACGAAGCUCGCAUUUGACGAUAUGGAGACCCUUUUAACACAGAUCGAAUGCUGCCUCAAUUCACGUCCCCUUACGAAGCUUCAUGAGGACCCAUCGGAUUUGCAAGCUCUCACUCCAGGGCAUUUUUUAGUCGGAGCGGCACUCAAAUCUGUUCCUGACACCGAUUACGAAUCAAUCCCUUUCAACAGGCUGCACCAAUGGCAGCAAACCCAGAAGAUAUUCCAAGACAUCUGGAAGCGAUGGCACGUCGAGUACCUUGCAUCCCUUCAACCACGUACAAAAUGGUACAAACCACCUGUGAAUCUGCAGCCUGAUACGCUUGUCAUCAUUCUGGACGAAAAUCUUUCACCAAUGCGCUGGCCAAUGGCGCGUAUCCGCGAUGUGCAUCCUGGGAAUGACGGAGUGAUUCGAGUUGUUACACUUCAGACAGCAAACGGAAUCAUCACCCGUCCCGCAGCGAAGGUUUGCAUUCUUCCGAUAGAGUCGGCGGAAUGUGCGCCAACGAACACAACAAACGCAACGCAACAGUGA